AUGACGUUGCCUGUGCUGUGGCAGGCAAAGACCGCACUUAAACCCGACAGAGUGGAGCCGUUGCUUGAGGCUCUCCAAUUGCAGCCCACCAUCCCGACCAUCGCGGGGUCCAGUGUCGUGCAUUUGGUCUGGGGUAGGCAGCGAAGCAAAGCUGAUCAAAGCCACAAUAGCAAGCCUAUUAACAACCCCCGGCCGGGCCUCAGCGAGGAGCAGGAAUUCGAGGCCUGCUGGAAGAUGCUCUACGAGGCCCUUACCGACAUACACGAACGGAACGCUGGAAAACUAUCCUUCGAGCAGCUCUACCGCGCAUCCUAUAAGAUAGUUCUCAAGAGGCGCGGCCAGGCUUUGUUCGACAAGAUCGGUGCCUUCGAGAGGCAGUGGUUCGGAGAGAAGGUCGUCCCGCCCAUCUUAGACCUGAUGAGCAGCCACAUGAUCAGCCAUGCUUUUGGUGACAUGCCUGGCACGACCGAUAACGAGCGCCGGGAGUUGGGCGAGAAGUUCCUCAAGGGAAUGCGUGAUUCUUGGGAGCAGCACAUGAGCGCCGUGGCCAUGAUCUCCGACGUCAUGAUGUAUCUGGAUAGAGGACAGACACAUGAUACGGACCGGCCCCAGCUUUAUAUGACCAUCCUCGGCCUCUACAGAGACAACAUACUGCGCCGCCAGUUCGACUCCAUCGACGGUCCCCUUACCGACUUGAUCAAUGCAGUUGUCCUCGACCUUAUCAACAUGGAUCGGAAGGGGGAUAUCAUCGACAAGAAUCUUGUCAAGAGGUUGCUCCACAUGUACGAGCAGCUGGCAGAGACUGACGACCUGGUCGAUGACAACCGUCUUUACCUCACCACUUUCGAGCCCGCGUACCUCCGAGACAGCAGGCGAUUCUACGCACAAGAGGUGGAACAGCUGCUCCAGGAGGGCGAUGCCGGCAGUUGGCUGCGUCAUACAAGCCGGCGCUUGGUGGAAGAGGAAGAUCGCUGCAAGACAACCGUGUCUACAAUGAGUACCUCCAAGAUAGUGAAAGUUGUCGACGGAGAGCUCAUCGCCAGCCAUCUGGAUCGGUUUCUGGCACUGGAGGGUAGUGGCCUCCGUGCCAUGAUCGACAACGACCGCAUCGAGGACCUCACUCUCCUCUAUAGGCUCGUCGACAGGGUUCCCAAUGGCAUUGAUAAGCUCAAGAAGAUCUUGCAGGCCCGGGUCGUCGAGCUUGGCUUAGAGAUUGAGAAGGCUGUGAAGGACGCGAAUUUCUCAGCGCAGCAGCCAGGUGCGGAAGGGGAGGAGGCGGCGAAACCGCUGACUGGCUCGGCGCGCGUGACAGCCGCAGCCGUCAAGUGGGUCGAUGAUGUCCUCAAGCUCAAAGACAAGUUCGAUACGUUCCUGCACGGCUGCUUCGGAAGCGACAAGAUAAUCGAAUCGGCGCUCACCAAGAGCUUCUCCGAGUUCAUCAACCUCUUUAGCCGGAGCUCGGAGUUUGUGUCGCUAUUCAUUGACGACAACUUGAAGAACGGCAUUCGAGGCAAGACUGAGGCCGAGGUUGACGAGAGUAUGGAGAAGGCGAUCAUCCUCGUACGGUUCCUCCAGGACAGGGACAUGUUCCAACGAUACUACCAGAAGCACUUGGCGCGCCGCCUUCUGCACGGGAAGUCCGAGAGUGAAGACGCUGAGAAGCAGUUGAUAUCACGGAUGAAGCAGGAGAUCGGCAGUCACUUCACACAGCGAUUUGAGGGCAUGUUCAAGGACAUGGACACUUCACGCGACCUCACCACGGGAUACCGGGACUACAUCCGCGACCUUGGAGACGUGGACCGCAAGACCGUCGACCUCGGGAUCAACGUUCUCACCAGCAACCACUGGCCGUCUGAGGGCAUGAUGCAGAAAUCGAAUGAUGGUCGCUUUAUUGAGUGCAACUGGCCGGCCGAGAUUCAAGCACUUCAAGCUAGCUUCUUCAAGUACUAUCUCACCGAGCGCAAUGGACGUGUCCUGACCUGGGUCGGCAACCUUGGUACCGCCGAUAUCAAAUGCGUCUUCCCCAAGGUUCCUGGAAAGGAGAGCGGGCCAUUGAGCAAAGACCGACGGUACGAGCUCACCGUGUCUACUCACGGCAUGGUAGUGCUGCUGCUGUUCAACGACUUGGCAGAUGGCCAGUCCCUCACAUAUGAGGAGAUCCAGGCGCAGACCGACAUCCCUCCGGGAGACUUGAACCGUGCUCUGGCGUCGCUCUCACUGGCUCCCAAGUCGCGGGUCUUGCUGAAGGAGCCCAUGACCAAGACCAUCAAGCCGGGCGACAAGUUCUCCUACAACAGCUCUUUUGCAAGCAAACAGGUCAAGAUCAGAGCGCCGAUCGUUAGUGCCCAGUCCAAGGUUGAGGGUGACGAGGAGCGCAAGGAGACGGAGAAGAAGAACGACGAGAGCCGCAACCACAUUGUGGAUGCGGCCGUCGUCAGAAUUAUGAAGGCCCGCAGAGAGCUUGCGCACAAUCAGCUCAUAUCUGAGGUGGUCGCUGUCUUGACCGGACGCUUCAAGCCCGAUAUCCCCAUGGUCAAGAAGCGCAUCGAAGACCUCAUCGCCCGCGAGUACCUCGAACGCGCCGACGACACGGAUGCGACCCAGCAAAUCUACCGCUACCUGGCAUAG
Diaporthe citri is the source of this 2628-nucleotide messenger RNA. RefSeq lists its product as uncharacterized. Gene Ontology annotation, cellular component: Cul3-RING ubiquitin ligase complex. Gene Ontology annotation, molecular function: ubiquitin protein ligase binding. The coding region runs from base 1 to 2628 and encodes 875 amino acids. The record is from RefSeq and is a predicted model, not a curated record. The transcript is spliced from 3 exons. Gene Ontology annotation, biological process: protein ubiquitination; ubiquitin-dependent protein catabolic process. NCBI's taxonomy places the organism in Eukaryota, Fungi, Ascomycota, Sordariomycetes, Diaporthales, Diaporthaceae.